Epinephelus moara (kelp grouper) is the source of this 8984-nucleotide messenger RNA. Its product is annotated as disks large-associated protein 1-like. NCBI's taxonomy places the organism in Eukaryota, Metazoa, Chordata, Actinopteri, Perciformes, Serranidae. The record is from RefSeq and is a predicted model, not a curated record. The annotation marks the transcript as partial. Gene Ontology annotation, biological process: signaling. Gene Ontology annotation, molecular function: molecular adaptor activity. Gene Ontology annotation, cellular component: glutamatergic synapse; postsynaptic specialization. The transcript is spliced from 10 exons.
UUCCCCUUCUUGUUGUCCCUCCCUCUUUCUCUCUCUCUCUUUUUUUUUGUAGUUUCAUCUUGCAUCACCACCUAUAAGAAAACACCUCCACCAGUGCCGCCCCGAACUUCCACCUGCUCCACAUCCUCCAAGCCCUACAUCUCAAUCACAGCCCAGAGCAGCACAGAGUCUGCCCAGGAUGCAUACAUGGAAGAGGAGGGACCCAGAGGUGACAUGACCAUCCAAUCAGGACUCAGUAACUCAACAGAGAGCAUUGACAGCAUGAAGGCCCUGACAGCUGCCAUAGAAGCUGCUAAUGCACAGGUCCACGGACCAGCCAGUCAGCAUGUCAGUAACAGCACCAUGACAGUCAGCCCCCCCACUCCGUCGGUCCUAAGCAGGGGGCAAGUUGUUGAAGACCACCGGGAUAUAUACAGGAAAGAAGCACUCAGGAAGGGAAAAUGUCUCUCCAUAGGCAUCCAGGUGGAUGGCCCGGAGGAGAUUCCAGACCCAGAGGACCCAUCUAAGUUCACCUCUGUAGGGGUGCAAGUAGAGGAUGACAGAGGGUAUCGCCGGUUCCAGCGCUCCAACAGUGUGACAGCAGCUGUACAGGCAGAUCUGGACAUGCCGGACCUGCUUGACACCCCACUAGAUUCCCCAGACAUUGACAUGGAAGUCCUGUCAUCUGGUGCCAUCUCUCGACAAUACUCCCGUGAUGCUGCCACCUCUACCGUCAGUAUCCAGGGCUCAGGGAAUCACUACCACGCCUGUGCCUCCGAUGACUAUGAUGAUGUGGGCUUUGACCCGUCCAUCCUUCCCCCACCAGACCCCUGGAUAGACAGUGUAACAGAUGACUCACUUGAUGUGGUGCAGCGGUCGGUGUGUCACAGAGAUGGACGCUGGUUUCUGAAGCUGCUGCAGGCAGAGACAGACCGCAUGGAAGGCUGGUGUCGACAGAUGGAGCUUGACCAGCGGGAGAAUGACCUGCCUGAAGAUAUCCUCGGUAAGAUGAGGAGUGCUGUAGGAAGUGCUCAGCUACUGAUGUCCCAGAAGUUUCAGCAGUUCAGGGAGCUGUGUGAGGAGAAUCUGAACCCCAAAGCCCACCCUCGUCCUGUGGCCUCAGACCUGGCUGGUUUUUGGGAUAUGCUUCAGCUGUCAAUCGAGAAUAUCAGCCUCAAGUUUGAUGAGCUCCACCAGCUCAGAGCCAACAACUGGAGACCCCUGGAUCCCCCUGAAAGAAAGGAGAGGCGGCUUCCACCUCCAGUGCCAAAAAGGCCACCCAAGGGCCCCCACCACCACCCCCCUCUGGCCAGAGACCGCUCACUGGAGAGCUCAGAGAAACAGCGGCAGGAGGCCAGGAAGCGCCUGAUGGCCGCCAAGAGAGCCGCUUCCGUAAGGCAAAACUCAGCUACGGAGAGCGCUGACAGCAUCGAGAUUUACAUCCCUGAGGCUCAGACAAGGCUAUGAGGACACUACCAGGGAUACACACAGGGUUGACAUGCAGAAUACACACAAACACAGCAUACACAAAUACAAAUGUAUGGUUGUCCACACCAAGGUUAUAGGGGUGUAACCAAAUCUGAAUACUGAAUUAAGAUAUGCACAGAUCCUGCAGUCUGAACAGAUACGAAAAACAUACAUUUGUGCAGUAAUAUUCUUCUGAGUCAUAACACAGAUACAUCAAACACAACUUGCUGUAAUCAGCUGAAUUCACUCUUUACAGUGCUGACCAUAUUGCUGACAUUAAAGAAGGCGCUUCUUAUAACUUCACCAGAUCUUGUCUCGUAAUGAUCAGAUUCACUCUUUUUUUUCAGAAUCAUAUCAUCACUUCUGACCAGAUUAGUUGUGCAGUGCAGAAUUAAGUCUGAGUGAUGUACCACAGGAGUUGUAUUUACCUCGUAAUCACAUAUUGAUGCCCACUGUGUGUGCUAACGGGCUGAGGGAGCUUAGAUAUAUAUAUGAGGAGUAUAAAUAGCACUAAAAAAUAUUUAAUGCUAAAAAUGAAGCAGACUAGAAAAUUCCUAGCAGCUUCUGAUAUAAACCAGAUACAGAUACAAAUACAGAUAUGUGACACAGAUAGGGCAGCUCCCUAAACAUCAGGGCUGCUGAAGAAAAAACAUCUGAAUAGUGUUGAGUUAAAAACAAAUGACAUUUAUAGGCUAUAUAAUAAAAAGUCUAAACCAUAAGUGCAUGACAAAUUAAAAUGUCAGUGUCAGCCCCUCCCCAGAUAUGGACAUUGGCUUUGCGUUACAUCCCUAGCAACCAAUGUACAUUUGACUUUCCAAGACACACAAGACCCAAUAUACUGUACCCUUCAGCAUCAGUCAACUGUGUCUCCUAGAAAUUACGUCUUAUGAAUUGCAUUCAUAGUAACAGCCUGGAUUAUGUUCACAGAUAAUGUUACUCUUAACUACAGUUAUGUACUUUGCUGGUUUUGCAGGGAAUUGGUUGGGGUGGAUGGUGGACAUACAAAGUGCAGGACUAUGACUCAAGAUUUGUGUCCAGAAUCCUGUUAGUGGUUAGGUUUAGGCAACAAAAACACUUUAGUUAAGGUUAGGGAAAAAUGGUGAUUUUUAGUUUAAUGUUAAUAAAAAGUUAAUAAAAGUAAUAAUGAUUUAGUCACUAUGAGUGGAUAAUGUAUUGCAUGACUGCCUAUUUUGGUGGAAAACAAAUAAAAUAUGUUGUCAGAGAACAUUUUGCUGAUGUGUUCACUGCCAACACUUCUGCAGCUAGAAUUUUGCAAUAGAAAAUGGAAUUUGCUCAUAAUUAUAUUUCCCUAAAAAAACAUAUUCGCUAUUUCAAAUUAGUUGUAUGUAAACAUAAUUUGUAGGAGACAGGUCUGCAUCAGUUGGCCAUGACCUGUAGGAGCUGUCCAAACCUCUAAUAAACCAAGAUUUUACAUGUUGGACCACUGUCUUUGAUACAUGUGUCUAACUUUUACUAAUUGAGACCAGCUGUUACUUUUUAUAAAGCCACAGCUACAGUUAUGUUGCAAUGUUUUUUAUAGAAAUGUGCACCCCACAAUGAGAAAAUAAUCUGAAAUCUGAGCUGAACUAAAAUACAAAUUAUUUCAUUUUUUUCUGGGAAUUUGAAGGACUUCUUCUUCAUCUGCUGAGGGGAUCAUGUGAUAUGGUCACAAGCUCUAAAACAGCUACUUAAUAGACUUUGUGCCGAGAUUUCUGUCAGCUACUUAGUUAAAGGUGUACAAUGCAGGAUUUCCUAUGAAACAAUGUAUAGACCACUACAAAAGUAAUCCUUCUCAAUCAUUACUUAUGACCCACUCUUAGUGUGUGGCGGUGUAUUUAUCUGCAGAGACUCUGCCCUUUGCCUAAAUUUUCUUAUUUUGCUGUUGUCAAGACUUCUUGGCGGCCUGUUCUCAUUCCCAGGUCAUCAUAUACAGUACAUAUGCUUUGUCACGCCCCCUCGGUGUGUGACGCCAAAACUGAAGGCACCCUUCAGUGUCUCUAUGAGAUGCAUAUGAGAUGCCUCCAACUAAUUUCAAUGUAGAAGAUGCUAACAAUGGACAUGCUAUAAAUCAAGCAAACAACUCUUUGUAUAGUGGGUGGAAAGGGUGGUGGAGGGGGUACCGUAUGACAAUGUUAACCAUGUGUUACAUCGUGUUUCAAAAACCCAGUCUCACUCUGAAGUCGUUGAAUACCGCCGUUUGGUCAGUGACUUCCAGCAUCAGAUGUUAUUCUGUAACGGUACCCUGCGCUGUCAGGGUGAAACGCGGCCAGGCAACAAAGUAAAUGAAAAGGGUGAAAUGUGAGAGGCGUGGUAGAUGGGUCCAGCAACCACUGACUUUCACCAGGGAAGCCAGUGUUCACUUCCCGUAUGAAUGUAAAGCCAAACCCUGUUCUUUCGUCCUAAACCCAACUAACUGUUACGACCUGCGUUUGUUGUUUAAGGUAAAAAACGUAAAUUUGCGGUGUUGUACCAGCAUAGUGCAUAGGGUUGCAGCAAUAUACCAGUUUCAAGGUAUACUGUGAUUUAUAAAUUAGGAUUAUCAUGCCGUGUGCAUUUUCUUAUCUAUGAUGUUGGGAAAAAAAUGCAACUGGAUGUUGAACCUCCCCUUUAUUUUAGUUAUUUUCUAAGGGGAGACUUUACAAUGCGUGUAACACGCAUAACUUCACAUGGCGUCCCAGAACAUCAACAACCAACAGUGUACUUUGCAGGUCAUAUCUCAAUAUGGAAAGUCCAUGGCGAAACUUCGAUAUGUGACGAGGUCAGAGUGAGAAUGUGUUGGUUUCACCCAGGUAACAACUGUGUAUCACAUACACAGACACUAGUGGCACAUUUGCACCAGAUCCAUUGACAGAGGAUGUGUUGCGGAGAGUUUGGAGACGGGGUUGCAAUGUGUUUUGUGGUCUGUGUUUGCAUGAAGUAGACUAGAUUCAAUUUCAUGCAAAUGAGUCCGUCCAGCACAGUGCAGAUGGUUUGUGAAACUUGAACCAAGCUGUCAAACUAGGCGAUGUAGUUCUAAAAUGAAACAAGAUUCAGAAAUGGCAUUGCCCAUUUCUGAAUCUCAGAUGUUUCGAGACAUACAUUUUGGUGGAUGUUUAGAUGGAAUAACAGACCACCAUGUUAUUUCCUGUUUGAAAAGGCAAGCAAAAAAAAAAAAAAAAGGACCGCCCAACUAGCACUGCGUUUAUCCAAUCAAGUGCAUUCCACAAUAGGGUACGUCCUCACUGGAGCUAGUGGAAAUUAAGUACAAAGGAUGCUUUGUGCGUCGGUAUGAGACACUGAGGCGGCAUGUCAAAGCAUCAGUAUUUAAUGUCCUGGGAAUGAGUAUGGGUUGUUCCUGGGCAGAGCACACAGGUGAGUUUAGGACUUUAUAAAAAGGUAGCAGCAGGUGCCAAACCAUAAGCAGCAUGCAUCCAAGAGAAAGCUAUGAAAAUUGCAGACACAGCGCAAAAAAACGCAAACAGAGAGGCGAUAUGCCAAGCAGAGUGAAUGUGGGGUUGGCUUUCACUUUAGCUGGCGACACUGUUUACAAACAGGACCGGACAAUUCCUGCACAGUAUACCUUUAAUGUUGGAGGAAGACUGUGGCAGAGUGUAUUCAGCCUUUCAGGUUUGGUCAGAUCAUACAGGACUUGGUUUGACUUUUGGUAGAUGUUGAAGAUUUCGUCUGUGGGUCUUGUAAUACUACACAAACAUGUACAGAGGUGAUGGACAGUCCUACACACACACACACACACACACACACACACACACACACACACACACAGAGUAGUAGUGUGAAAACACUUGGAUCACACAAUGGUUUACACUAACACAAACUAACACAUCAGCACUCACAGGUAAUUCUUUCAGGUCUUGUGGCUGUAUGAACUGCAGGCUGUUGUAAUAUAAAAACAGAGUCUCUCUCUUCCAUCUGGAGAAGAGGCCGUCAUGAUCACUGUUGAUCUCCACACUCCAUCUAUUCUUCAUUGAAGUUAGGAACUUCAUGUAACGAUCAACUGGUAUUUUCUUCCACUAUGGUGAACACUAAAAAUGGAGACAAUAUUUUAAUGGAAAAUUGGUUAUUUUACAAAUGUAGAUGUACUUCCAUAGGUUUGGACAUGAUUCUUAUUGGUUGUGAUCAUUUUUUACUCAGCAGUCGGCUCACAUGGACUACACAGGGCACUGCAAACAGGAGCCACCAGGCAGGUUUUAACCAAGUUUUGUAAAAACAACAUAUUCAAAGAUUUGUUUCAAAACUGUCCGAUGGCUGGUGUGGUUGCCCCCUCUGUAUUUUAGCAAUUCAGCUUUUGAUGACCAAAACUACAAAUAUUAAGUUGUAAAUAAACAGUUUUCUUUUAACCCUUGCUUGUAUAACAUAGAAAGCCAUCAAGUGAAUUAUGAAGUGCUGAUACGAUCAAAUACACUGUUACUGGGGAAAUAAUGCCUGAUACUGUUGGGAAAUGAUUUGAGUUGGGUGUUUGUAUGAUCACCUCCUGUGCAUAGGUCACACGUUUUCUCCCUUUUUGGUUUGAUCUGCACAUCCACUCUUGGAUUUGUAUUUUACAGGGUACAUUUACACUUAAGCAAUAUUUAGUGAAGAUAGAGAUAGAUUUAGUGAAUUGAGCUUUAUGGAACUGCUCAGAGAUUUACUAUUUAACUCAAGACCCUAUAAUUUAUAAGAAGGAGUGAGACUGAAUUGAAUGUGCAGUGUAGUAUUAAUGUCAUGGCAUCUCUCAAGUAGCUACUCUAGUUGGGCAAUUAAAAAAAUAACUUAAUCUUUCUAAUUAUAAGAUGUUCAAAUUCAUUUUUUCUUCAUUAGAGUGAUAGAUGGUUUGACAGGCCAUGUCAAGAUUUAAACAGGUUGGAGAAGUCUAAUUUGAAACUGGUAGCGAUGCAGAUAAGAGGAUCCUCUGGCUGUUUAAAGACAAAUACAGAGACUGUGUUUCUCUUUGUGUAGACAGCCAUCAGACAGUUUUGGACACAAAGGGCUAUGACUCUAGCCAUUAGUAGGAAUCCAGUGGUUGCCAAAUAAGAGCCUCCAGGGAGCCAGAGUUAAUUUAAAGCUCCCUGAACAAAAUGACAAUAGAGGCAUUGUUUCAGUACUAUAGACUGUCCUCAAUUAGACAGUGCAUAAGAAUGGCAGUUGAAUAUAGUCUUCAUUCAUACAGUAACUUCAUUUUGAGCUGUCUCGCUGUCUGCAAGCUGUCACCACAGUUUAUGAGCUGGAUCUACCCCUUGCUUCUCCACAGCUCUACCCUCUCAUACAGAUAUGGUCACUUCUGGCUCCAAAAAUCCAAGAUGGCAACAGCCAGAACCCAGUCUCAUUCUGUAGUCGUCAAAUACUGCAGCUUGGUCACUGAUUUCCAAGUCAGACACCAAUGAAAGACAGGCAACCUUUUGUGGCGCUUUCUUAACCGGAGGGAGGUGUUAGUUAAUAACACCAUCAGUCGUCAUCAGUCGAGGACACUGACCUGCCUGAAAAUGAACUUUGUGUUUGUCAGUCUGAAACAGAAUGUUCAUUUUGAUUUGGUUGCACCAUUGUGUCAUCCUGCAGGCUUUUAGACCCGCCCAAAAAAUCCUGGACACAGAAUUUGUGAUAAACAGUCUAUCUCCACAGUUCAGUACUAUAGUUCCCAAUCUAUGCACAUUUUCAACAUGUUUUCUAACAUGUAUAAUGUGUUUAGAUGUAAAUCUCAGAUUUUUAAAGUAUUUUGAAAAGAAACAAUGCAUGUAACAAGCGUAAAGUGACAUGGCGUCCCAGAAAGUCAAUAACAGAUGCACCCAGGAUAUAUAGCGUGUCAUAUAUAGACAUUAAAGUCUACUCACCAAGCGGCAAUAUGUGACGAGCUGGGAGUAAGAAUGUGCUGAAUGCCAAAUCCAAGGCUUCGAAAUAGUAGUCCACAAACCAAUGGGUGACGCCAUGGUGGAUACGUACAUUAUUUUUACAGUUUAUGCCACAACUACAUCCACUGCUCAUUAUAAUUCCCUUCAUUUGAAAUGAAUUUAGUGGACAAUAUUGCUGUCAUGUUAGUGUGACCAGGCUCUCAGAUACAAAGAAACAGUGUGUGGGUUAACUUCUCAGUGUGUAAUAAUGGUUUACUUUAACGGGUUCUUGUGUUCUAUUUUAUACUAUACUCUGAAAGGAAUACAAGUCAAGGGGAAUUGUACUAUUUUUUCUAGUUACCCAGAGUCCCCGUUUUUCUGUGCAUGCUAUAUGAAAGAACAGGAGCCGCUGCUUAGCUAAAAUGCUUGAGAUCGACAGAAACAAUCAGCACUUCUGUCAAGACAAGGUUGACAGAUCAUCUUUAAAGAUGAGAGAUUUAUUAUUGGAGUGAAGUUGGGUUUUUGCCAGUGAGAGGGUAGUUUUCAUGUGUCAAAGUGUCUGUGACUCUGGUUGAGUAGGAAAAAUAGUUAACUUCACCCAAACUGUCCAUGCAUCAUUAAUUUCCCUGUGCAUUAGAAUGACAGGAACAGAAAUGACAGUGUGGCUGGAUGAUAAAAAAUACCAUGUGGAAUAUUCUAGUCUUCUUUAUAGUGACAAACCUAAAUGUAACUUUGGUUUUGACUUUUAAAGCAGUCCAUCCCGGGUGUUGUAAUGGCAAAAAUGAAUGCCUAUUGAGUCAAACCCCAGGAAUUCUGCGAUUUUGUCCAAUCACUGCAAUUGCCGCAAAUAUGACUAUUUAAAAUGGAUAAAAUCUCAUUUCAUUGUAGAACUGCAUCCAGUGUGUUGAACUUAGCUUCUCUCUUUUUCUGUUUAUCAUGAGACCACUGCUGCGCCUGGGACAGAGUCUCACACACACAGUGACAGGGAUAACUGUUACCUAACAUUAACAGGUUUUAUGAGUCAAGCCAUUUCAGAGUUGGUGUAAGAUUAUGAGGACUUUUUAUAGCUCAGUGUUGGAUAUAAGCUGCUGCGGUUGUGUUAGUUUGUGCAUCAGGCAUUUUAGGUUGGCAUUUUGCUGCACUCCCUGAUUUUGUUUUUAUACUGCCAAUGCUGAACGAAGACUGAGUGGGCUUUCCUGCAAAUUUUCAGAAUUUUUAUUUAAAAAGGGAUGGCUUUAGAUCCCAAAUCCCACAAUCCCAAAACCAAUCUGUGAAAUCCUAGAGGGACUGUUAAAGGGAUGCGUUAAGCCAAGCAGAGCAGCUGAUAUUAAAAUACUUUGUGAUUAAUUUAAAGAAUGAAAACAUAAAUACUUAAAGGUCUAAUGUUUAGGAUUUAGUGGCAUCUAGUGGUGAGGUUGCAGAUUGCAACCAACUGAAAUUUCCCCCAGGUGCUAAGUAUGUAGGAGAACUACAUGCUAUAUACUACAUGCUAACAUAAAAUGCUAAUGGCCCUUUCUUGAGCCAGUGAUUGGUUUGUCUGUACUGGGCUACUGUAGAAAAAAACAUGGCAGACUCUGGAAGAGGACCUUCUGUGUGUAGAUAUAAAGAGCUCAUUCUAAGGUAAUUAAAAGAUGAAGGUUCUUAGAUUCAGGUGGUUAGAAACUGAUAAAAACAUAGUUAUGAAUAUUGCAAUCAGUUUCUGCCAAUAUGUCCCCUUAGAUUCUACACACUGGACCU